CUGAACUUAAGCUAAUGACAGAUAUGAAUGAGUACUUGAUAGUUGAGAAGGGUAUUCGUGGAUGUAUGACAAUGAUCUUAUAUGAUGAUAUGAAUGCUUUAUAUUCAGAUGCGAUGACUCAAUACAUGCCUACAGAAAUAUUGAAAAAAGUAAGCCCAGAACAGAUUCUGGACAUACAAAGUAUUGCACCAGAUACUGAAAUAGGAUAUACAUUAGAAGUUGAUCUAGAAGCUUCAGUGCACUUGCAUGAUUUCUUUGCGGAUUAUCCUUUAGCAUCAAAAAAGCAGAUAGUUUCAGAAGAAUGA
This is a messenger RNA of Funneliformis mosseae, 305 nucleotides long. The record is from the annotation of a GenBank genome assembly. Lineage: Eukaryota; Fungi; Glomeromycota; Glomeromycetes; Glomerales; Glomeraceae.